CGGUACGCGGAUGGCAAACGGGAGUUGAGAAGGAGACGAAGUCAUGCGAAAGGGAGACAGAAGCACAGGGAGCGGGGCUCCGCCCUGUGGGGCGAUUCCAGAACGUAUGUGACGGAUGCGCAGCAAACAUCGUCGCCGAGAACUUGCCGAGGAAACCAAGUGAAUUUAGUGGCGAUUGUGAUCCUGUCUCGAGGAAAGUGCGGCCUCUCCACCUGCACCACUCGCUACCUGGUGGCCAUGGCAACGGCAGAUUUACUAACCAUCAACUUUCAAGCUAUAUUGGGGCGGGUCCGUAGUUACUACUUCCCCAUAUGCAGUGUGAGCUACGUCCCGUUCAGGGCUGCCACAGACUGUUCUGUCUGGUUCACCGUCACCUUUACGUUUGAUCGGUUUGUCGCCAUCUGUUGCCAAAAGCUAAAAGCAAAAUAUUGCACCGGGAAAACUGCGGCUGUAGUUUUGUCAACAACCGGCAUUCUUUUCUGUUUUAAAAAUGCGCCCUAUUUCUUUAUGUAUCGACCUAUGAAAGUGAUUGACAAUAUACCGUGGGGCUGCAUUCGUAAAUCGAGUUACUAUACGGAUCCCGGCUGGGUGGGAUAUAGCUGGCUUUCGACCGUCCUAACGCCAUUACUCCCGUUUGUCUUAAUAUUACUGCUCAACGCUCUGACAAUCAGACACAUUUUAGUGACUAGUCGCGUCCGUAAGGGGCUGAGGGGUCAGAGCAAGGCGGAGAACCGCAGUGACCCGGAGAUGGAGAGCAGGAGGAGGUCUGUGAUCUUACUUCUCACCAUCUCCGGAAGCUUCAUCAUCCUGUGGUCGGUAAAAGUUGCCGAAUUCCUUUACUACACCAUUACUGGACAGGAUCAGAAUAGUUACAACGAUUCGGAAUACAUAUUUCAACAAGCAGGAUACAUGCUAAUGAUACUAAGUUGCUGCACAAACACGUUUAUUUACGGGGUAACACAGUCCAAGUUCAGAGAGCAGUUCAUCAGCGCAGUGAAAUAUCCGCUCACGUCUAUUAUUCAACUAAUUAACAAACGAACUAUCUAAGUUCUUCACAGAGGCUGUCGCAGUUUUUGUUUUUCCAUCUCGACACGACAGAACUGACGAUCAUCGGAGAAGGUGGCAGCUGCGAGAGUGGUUGAGAGCCCGAGCGAGACCCAGAUCCGGAACAGGCUCUUCGGCAACUACAGCCGGCGGCUUUCACCUCCCACCGGUCAUUAAACUCAAACCACCUUCUGUUUGUAUGUUUCACCACAUUCCCGCUGCCGUUACCCUCACACGUCUAUCGAUAAUAAAUCCCACCCUCCAGUGUAAAUGCUUACCGUGCAAGUGAUCGGGAUAUCCGUUGCUUCUCGUUGACGGAGAGGAACGGGAGCACCGAGCGGAAACACUGCCGGCACAAGGAGAACGGGCGGAAUUCACACUGAGCGCACUGGAGACCAGCUCGGGACCGCUCCGUGCUCGCAGUGAGUAGACAACACCGCAGUGAGAUUGAACUGUUCGCAUCCAACAUAGGAUCGGCUCGUCCGCCAACACGCUUUGAGCAUUCAACGCCCAGACCGAAU
Hypanus sabinus (Atlantic stingray) is the source of this 1565-nucleotide messenger RNA. Its product is annotated as probable G-protein coupled receptor 139. Gene Ontology annotation, molecular function: G protein-coupled receptor activity. The record is from RefSeq and is a predicted model, not a curated record. NCBI's taxonomy places the organism in Eukaryota, Metazoa, Chordata, Chondrichthyes, Myliobatiformes, Dasyatidae. The coding region runs from base 238 to 1047 and encodes 269 amino acids. The transcript is spliced from 2 exons. Gene Ontology annotation, biological process: G protein-coupled receptor signaling pathway. Gene Ontology annotation, cellular component: membrane.